AGCUGGGCCAAAGCCUAGAAAUAGCGCUGGGCGGCCUGGCCAGCUCAGUGCAGCGACGCAGCCAUGCCGGUGCUCUCCAAGCGCUACCCCAGGAACUGCCUGCUGGCCGUCAUGGACCGCUGCUCGGCCGCUGUGCGCACCAUGGAGCAGGUGGUGAUGAUCCCCAGCCUGCUGCGGGACGUGCGCCCCGGGGGGCCCAGGCAGCAGCCCGAGGCCCCCGACCUCUACGCCUACUUCACCAUGCUCAAGAGCAUCCGCGUGGAGGUGGACCACGGGCUGCUGCCCAGGGAGGAGUGGCAGGCCACGGUGGCAGGCCGUCUGCAGGACGGGCCGGGCGAUGAGGAGGCCGGCGCCGAGCAGGACGCUGAGGGGCAGCCGCUCUCCGCAGAGGAGGACCUGGAAGCCCAGUUCCACCUGCACUUCUGCAGCCUCCACCACAUCCUCACUCACCUCACCCAGAAAGCCCAGGAGGUGACGAGGAAAUACCAGGAGAUGACGGGACAGGCCCUGUAGGCCACCAGCUCCGAGGAGAUCACGCCCAUGGGAGGAAGCCUCGGAGAUGAGGGCUCGAAGCGACCCAGCCCUGAGCCAGAAGCGUGGCAACAUGUGCCCGGGACGCCCCUCUAUGUCUGUUAGCUGUUCACAACGGUUACUGGCCCACCUCAGGAUGUCUGUCGCCACCUAGGUCCUUUCCACCUCUUGCCAGUGUGGGGUGGUGGCUGUGGUUCACAGCACUGACCUGCUUUGGGUGUCACCCACGAGGGCCUAAAUCCCCUCAUGUAUAAAUCGGGAGUCUCAAUCUACCUCACAGGGUUCCAGAAAUGAAACAAGACAAAUCGACAGUACUUGGCGUGAGAGCCAUUGUAGCAGGCUGAUUUUCCUCUCACCCGCUCCUGUGUAUUUGCUCCAGUCUUUGCUGCUUUAUGGAACGAAGAGAACAGGCUAUUGCAGUAAAUGGCUCACCCUGCUGAACAGAUUAACUAUAAAUAAACAUAUUUAUUGUAGUAGCAAUUUAAGAAGAAAUGCCUUCUCUUUGUGUAUCUUUUUUUGCGGGUAGGGGUACAGUGGAUGUUGGACACAGGCUCCUGCUAGGUAGUUGAGGCUGUCAUUGAACUCACUGUAGCUCUGGCUGCACCACAGCAAUCCUCCUGCCUCAGCUUUCCAAAUGCUGAGA
Molecule: messenger RNA, 1174 nt
Organism: Octodon degus (degu)
Lineage: Eukaryota; Metazoa; Chordata; Mammalia; Rodentia; Octodontidae
Gene: Thrsp
Product: thyroid hormone responsive
Exons: 2
Coding region: 64-513 (149 amino acids)
Biological process (GO): regulation of lipid biosynthetic process
Cellular component (GO): cytosol
Source: RefSeq, a predicted model, not a curated record